Molecule: messenger RNA, 818 nt
Organism: Pecten maximus
Lineage: Eukaryota; Metazoa; Mollusca; Bivalvia; Pectinida; Pectinidae
Product: transcription initiation factor TFIID subunit 13-like
Exons: 4
Coding region: 34-402 (122 amino acids)
Biological process (GO): transcription by RNA polymerase II
Cellular component (GO): transcription factor TFIID complex
Molecular function (GO): protein heterodimerization activity
Source: RefSeq, a predicted model, not a curated record
AAAAAUCCCGAACAGGAAUAAACAUUUUACAAAAUGGCUGAAGCAGAAAAGGAUCAAUUUGAAGACGAGGAGACAGAGGAUGAUGCCCCCCUGGAAAGAAGGAAUAAGAUAUUUUCAAAAGAAUUGCGCUGCAUGAUGUAUGGCUUUGGAGAUGACAGAAAUCCUUACACAGAAUCAGUGGAUAUCCUAGAGGAUUUGGUUAUUGACUACAUCACUGAAAUGACCAAAAAGGCAAUGGAAGUUGGAAGACCUGGAAGAAUAUCAGUAGAAGAUAUCAUUUUCCUUAUUAGAAAAGACCCCAAGAAAUAUUCCCGUGUUAAAGAAUUGCUGAUGAUGAGUGAAGAGCUUAGGAAAGCAAGAAAGGCAUUUGAUGAAAUUAAAUAUGCUACAGCCACAAAGUGAUUUAUUAUAGACUAUAUUUGGUUCAUGUAUAUAUAUAUUUUUUUUCUUCGAAAAAGACAUUGACCAACUUAAAGUAUGGAGUAGUGAAGUUGCAACCAACUUGAAUCAUGGAGUAAUAAAUAUGUAACCAACUUCAAACUGAUUUAAAAAUGAAAUUCACUAGUAAUUCACAAUUAUCAAAUGCAAAGUGAAAUUUUGAUCUAGUAAAUAGUUAAUACUGAUCAUCGUUACUUAUAUAUUGUUCGUUUCAUGAAAUGUAUGUGUCCUUGAUGGUAAUGCAAUAUUUUUAUCUGGAUGAAUGUUGAGAGUAUAAUUUGUUCUGGAAUGUGUGUUGAUUUGGAAGGUAUUUAUGCACACCAAUUUGUUUUUAUAUGUAUGUAUUUGUCAUCAAUGGAAAUAAAAUGUCUGAUAUUUUU